This is a messenger RNA of Camelus dromedarius (Arabian camel), 734 nucleotides long. It is a transcript of the gene RNASEK, whose product is annotated as ribonuclease K. Gene Ontology annotation, biological process: nucleic acid metabolic process. Gene Ontology annotation, molecular function: RNA endonuclease activity. The record is from RefSeq and is a predicted model, not a curated record. The transcript is spliced from 3 exons. Lineage: Eukaryota; Metazoa; Chordata; Mammalia; Artiodactyla; Camelidae. Bases 16 to 468 code for a protein of 150 amino acids.
GCGCCCCACAGCACGAUGGUUGGGUCCAGAAGCCACGCCCCCUCGGCCGCCCUACCAGUUCUCCGUCCUCCGAGCGAGCCCCCUAGUCCAGCCCGCUUCCCCACAGCUGGUUGGGGCUUCCACUCACCGCCUUCCUACCCGGCCUACAUCAAGGCGAUCCCCGACUCCCUUCUUCAUGGCGUCGCUUCUGUGCUGUGGGCCCAAGCUGGCCGCCUGCGGCAUCGUCCUCAGCGCCUGGGGAGUGAUCAUAUAAUGCUCGGAAUCUUUUUCAAUGUCCACUCCGCUGUGCUUAUUGAGGAUGUUCCCUUCACGGAGAAAGAUUUUGAGAAUGGCCCCCAGAACAUAUACAACCUUUACGAGCAAGUCAGUUACAACUGUUUCAUCGCCGCGGGCCUUUACCUCCUCCUCGGAGGCUUCUUUUUCUGCCAGGUUCGGCUCAAUCAGCGCAAGGAAUACAUGGUGCGCUAGAGCACCGUCACGUUUCCCCUCUCCUGCCCCCACCUCUAUUUAAAGACUCUCCCCACCUGGUCGUCGUUCCCCACCCCCACCCCCCCCACCCCCCCGCCAUCCAUUCUGGCGCCUUCUGAGGAUUGGAUUUCCCUGGCGGAAGACUGAAUCCCUUGUUCGCCAACCUCUGGCACCCGUCCUCAAUGGAGGGAGGUUGUGGCCGUUCCCUGUCCCUCUGGCCCCCUCGCCUUGUCCUUUUCCACAAUAAAGAGAAACUGCUCUCUUAA